CAAAUCAAAAAGAAAUUUAGUGCCGACUUCGCUUCCUUGUUCGAAGUGAAAAUGGCCGUGGAUACCAACUUCGCUUCCUUGUUCGACAAUCUGAAGGUCGAAGAUCCAUGGCUUCCUCCUACGACAUGGGAGUCCAUCCCUUCCCAAAAUGGAGCUCGUCUCUCCUCUCCUCGUCCCUAUCACUCCUCUCCUCCUCAGCCGCCUCUGCAUCGACCAUCCUCCGUCUCCGAGGCAAGUUUAGUGAGAUUAGCGUUGAAUGCACUGCAAGGGAUGCAAUCAGCUCUUCUUAGCAUCCAAAAGCUUUCUGCUGCAUUUUGUUCUGAUCCUGCUGAUAGGUCCAACCAUCAAAUUAGUAGUCUAUGGAACCGGUCUUCGAGCACUCAUGCAUUAGGAAAGAUUCUCAAUUCCAUAGGCUGCUUGGGUUCUCUGGUCUUUCUUCUCCGUAAAUUUGUAGAUAAUUUUUCGCAUAUAAAUGUGGAUGUGCAUUCAUCAGGAAACAGGCAUGAACAUCCUGAAGCAGUGUAUGAAAGCCAAAAUGACAGCAAUAUCCACGAGGGAGAGCGUCUUUCUUACAGUCUAGUUAAUCAGGCAUUUGCUGUAGCUGUAGGGAAGGUAUUAGAAGGGUACAUACGCGCUCUGAAUACACUGUAUGCAUCGGCAAGAUUGAGGCAUCCGUCAAAAAUUUUUGAUGUGGCUUUGCAAGAGUCGUAUGAGGAAGCAUGCCUCACAAGCAUAGUGCAUUCUAAAGUUACGCUGUUGGAGGUGUAUACGCACACAAAUGAAUUGAGGACUCAGAUUGAAGCUCUUGGAAACAUAUGCAACCUGCAUAAUAUAGCACAUUCCUUCUCAUUGACUUCUCUAGAGGAUUUAACUGCUAAAGCAGCGUUGGAGAUUUCUAACUUCUAUAGAGGAGGACAUCUUCUUACUUACUUAUAUAUGCAACUGCAGGUUGCUGAUCCUGCUCACCAUGCUCUACUCAAGUUCCUCUUUCUUCGCUCAUCUGAACCAUAUUGUGAAUUUAUAAGAUCAUGGAUAUUUAAGGCUGAGAUUAGUGAUCCAUAUAAGGAGUUCGUAGUAGAAUAUGUUGAUGAUCCACCACCUGAUCUACAUUGUAAUGUUGGUAUCCCUUUUGACUUCCCAUUGGCAAGUAUUAGGGAUGGUGUUGCUGUUCCUUGCUUUCUGAAGGACUUUUUGAUUCCAAUUAUCAGGGCUGGUCAGCAGCUUCAAGUUCUAAAGAAGUUGCUUGAAUUGUGCAAUUAUACUGGCCCUGGUGACUAUACUUAUGAGGAUUUUCUUCCCAUUUGCAGUGGAUAUUUAAGUGAUGAUUUGUUUUGUAUAUCUCCAAUGAUUUUCACCAAAGGAAAUUUAGAAGCUAUGGUAACUGCAAGGAACAACUAUUACAGAAAAAUGUUGGAAAAGCUUGGAAAUUUAUUGACUAAGUUGGACUUUAGAUAUCAACAGGUAGUUCCACAUGUUGCCGCGCCUAUCUUUCUUGACAAUAGUGGAGGCAGCUUAAAGAGUGAAGUCUCAUUCGCUUUGAAUGAUAGGUUGAUUGUCCCUCCAACAACAGACAAACGGGGCUCAAAUGUACUUCUAAUGACUCAUCUCCCGUUUCAUCAUCACCUACUUCGGUCAUGCCUCUGCAAUAGCUACUCCUCCUUUUGCUGUUCGAAAAAGGCUGCUGAUAGAACAGGUUCUAAUGAGACUGAUACUAGAGAUGAAUUCUGUUGGUUGGAUACACCUGAACCUGAUGCGUCUGAUUGUUCAUCUUUAAGUGGUUCUGAAGAGCUUGUUGAUGCUGAGCAACUUUCUGAGUGUCCUAAUAGCUUGGUUGGGCAGGAUCAAAGAUAUUUAUCUUCAUUGAGGUUUUCCAUUAGUUGCAGCAUUGACAAUGAUAUGUCACAUGAUAUGAAAAGCAAUUCACCUGCAGAUGGUCUAAAGAAUUAUGCUCUUAGCCACUUCGUGCAAUCCUAUCAUAAGGAAAAAACUUCCAGUCACAUCUUUGUGCCACCAGGUUACAGAUUUUACUGGAGGUCACAUCAAUGCAAAUUGGCCCUUGAACUGAAUGAAGGAGAUACAGAAUCCAUGAAUGAAGGUCUACCAUAUUUUAGCAAAAUAACUUCCAUGAUAGAUGAGCCCUUGGGUGAGAAUCAACUUGCAAAUGGCUGUCAUAUUUCAAAUUCAUCUGUGUUGCAACCAUGGAAGGAUAAUUACCACAGCAAUUUUUUCAGUAGAAACCCAAUGCUGAGCAAAUAUUCAUUCUUUCACUCAACUGACAAACCUGGACGGAAAUGCAGCUCAGGAUAUGCACAGUCAUUACCUUGCUUUGACUUUUCAGCUGUGGAAAUCCCUUUCAAGUUAUCUGUGGAGAGGCUAGCUCACAGUUCAAGACAAGAAUUUGAGUCUCAGCUUCCUUCCCCUGAUCCUACUACUAAGAGCCAAGACAAAAAUGAACAAGAGUAUGGUGGUGAUGGUUUCUUGACCAAUAAAGGCAGAACGUCUUGGCCUUGCUCACCAUUAGACUUGAAGGCACAAGGCCAAGAGGGUCAUAUUUCAACAAAGCUUAUAGGUGGGAGGAAUUGGGAGAGUUUGCUUAAUAAUUAUAGUUUCACUAAAAAGGAAAGUGUUUUAGAGCACAAGGAGGGUUUGUUGCCCUUAUUUGAGAUUCCACUUGAUAUCGUUAUUGAUAAAUGCCUGCUGCAAGAAAUUUUGCUACAAUACAAGUAUGUUAGUAAGUUAGCUAUCAAGCUGCUUGAAGGGUUUGACUUAUAUGAACAUUUUCUGGCACUGCGGCGGUACUAUUUUAUGGAAGUAGCAGAUUGGACAGAUUUGUUUAUCUCGUCCCUCUGGCAUCAUAAAUGGUGUGCUUUGGAGGCAAACCAGAGAGUUUCUGUGAUUCAAGGGUUCCUUGAGUUGUCAAUUCAGAGGUCUUCAUGUGAACGAGACCCUAACAAGGAUCGGUUGUAUGUGUAUAUGAAGAGAAAUUCUGCAAUGCCUCUUUCAAUAUCUGCUAUGGGAGUCCAUUCCUUCGAUUUUUUGGGUUUGGGUUAUCAAGUGGAUUGGCCAGUCAGUAUAGUUUUGACACCUACUGCAUUGAAAAUUUAUGCUGAUAUAUUCAAUUUUUUGAUUCAAGUGAAGCUUGCGGUUUUCUCUUUGACUGAUGUAUGGUCCUCAUUAAAGGACUUGAUUCACUUUAUUAGUAAAAUGAGUCGCUCUGCCACACGUCAGAGGGAAAUGAACCAGUUUAAUAUGUUUAUCAAGAUGAGGCACCAGGUCAAUCAUUUUAUCUCUACUUUACAACAGUAUGUGCAGUCACAAUUGUCUCACAUAUCAUGGUGCAGGUUUCUUCACAACCUUAAGUACAAGGUCAAAGACAUGAUGGAUCUGGAGUCAGUGCACAUGGAAUAUCUAACUGAUUCCCUAAACAUAUGUUUUCUAUCUGAUGAAACACGGCCUGUAGCCAGCAUCAUAGAAAGUAUUUUGCAAUGCGCCUUGGACCUCCGGUCUUGUCUUACCUGCAGCAUGUGGGAUGUAGGACUGGAUCAAGAAGACUCGCUGGGUAAACUUUCCAGAAUCAACAUGUCCCAGGUGCUUGACGUAAAGCAGAAAUUCGACAAAAAUCUGAAAGAAUUGCAUCUAUGUUACCUCAAGUCACCCAGGCAUGGAAAGUUUGGGCUUUCUUGUUUCUGGGGUUAUCUAAACUACAACGAGUAUUACACAGAAAGGUAACGAAAUGGACCUUCCUGCCGUUUAGGUUUGAAGCUUUGCACUAUGCUUAACAAUGAUGAGAAAUGUGGUUGAGUUAGUCCAGUUAAUUAAGUUAGAUAUCAGAAGGGCAUCGCCGAUAAUUGUUGUUGGUUAACAUAUUUUUGUGGACCUUAUUUAUUUAUAUUUUAAUUUCG
Manihot esculenta (cassava) is the source of this 3902-nucleotide messenger RNA. RefSeq lists its product as uncharacterized. The coding region runs from base 52 to 3729 and encodes 1225 amino acids. Gene Ontology annotation, biological process: spindle assembly; microtubule nucleation; mitotic cell cycle. Lineage: Eukaryota; Viridiplantae; Streptophyta; Magnoliopsida; Malpighiales; Euphorbiaceae. Gene Ontology annotation, molecular function: gamma-tubulin binding; microtubule minus-end binding. The transcript has 16 exons. Gene Ontology annotation, cellular component: gamma-tubulin complex; spindle pole; equatorial microtubule organizing center. The record is from RefSeq and is a predicted model, not a curated record.